Molecule: messenger RNA, 2097 nt
Organism: Rubroshorea leprosula
Lineage: Eukaryota; Viridiplantae; Streptophyta; Magnoliopsida; Malvales; Dipterocarpaceae
Source: the annotation of a GenBank genome assembly
AAAAAUCUUCUCCUUCUUCAUUCAAAAAAAAGAGCUUCAAAGCUGUUAUCAAAUUUUCUCUAGAGAAAAAAUUUUUUUUUUCUUUGAUUUUUCUUUGUUGAAUUGAAUUGAAUUGAAUUGAAUUAAUUCAAUGUCUGCUUCUAAACAAUCCUCUGAAAUCGUGUUAUUCGAACCCCCGGCGAAGAGAUUUCGGGGUAUGGAAGAGGAAGAUGAUGAGGGCAGGAGGGAUGGCACUAAUCCUGCGUUGAAAGUCAUGCCGGAAGAUGUUAUUCAUAAUAUUUUUUCGUUUCUUCCCAUCAAAGACGCUGUCCAAACAGGAAUCGUAUCGCCGAAGUUUCGAAGGUCGUGGCAGUUCUGUCGCCAUUUGAAUUUCGGCACAGAGUUUGCCAGAGGGAAAGCACGACCGGAGUACAUGAGUAUAGUGGACAAGGUGUUUCAACUCCACUCUGGAUCUAAGAUUCAAACUCUCCGUUUGUGUUUUAUUCCGAUCGAGGUUGAAGCCAUGGUGGAAAACUGGAUCAGGCAGGCGAUCCAGAAAGAGGUAGAGGAGCUGGAGCUGAAUUUCCUCCAAGAUAAGACUCGCUACAAACUUCCUUCGGAAUUCCUCGACGUUCCGUCCCUGAAAGUUUUGAGGCUUUGUUGCUGCGAAAUCGAUCUCUCUCCGGACGUUCAGGGAUUGCGCUUGUUGCAAACCGUCGUCCUUCGGAAAAUCCAACUCAAGCUGAAGAUGAUCGAUACGGUGUUCAAAACCUGCAAUCUCCUCGAGAGUUUCGACAUGACGGAGUGCUAUGGCGCAGCUGGUCGUCUGAAGGUUUUUGCUGAUAAUCUGAAACGAUUCAAGGUGCUGAAAGUUGGAAAUUGUAAGGAUCUCUUGGAGAUUCAAAUCAUCAAUGCUCCCUAUUUGCAUACCGUUUUCUACCAAGGAAAAUUCAUCCCCCUCAAAUUCGAAAACACUCCGUGGUUGAAUAAUGUCAUGAUAAAUUUCUCAAAACCAAGAGGUUUCACCAGAUAUCCUCAAAUCGGGAAUCUCGCCAACGAUCUCUCUCGUGUGCUUACACUCACUGUCUCCAGUCCUUUUGUCGAGGAACUCUCCUCCAGUAUGGUAUAUGGGUUGCAAUUUGCGUUCCCCUAUCUGAAGGAGCUGCAACUCAUCAUGGAAGGCACAAGGUACUGCAAUGUGUAUGAUAUUGCUUGUCUCCUCGACAAAUGCCCAUCAUUGGAAAGGCUUUUUAUUGAUUUUAAUGGAUGCUCUUUUGAAGGCGGAAAGUAUUGGAAAUUACACCAAAACCAUAUGAUAAACAAAUUCAUGAAUAACUUGAACAGCCUGAAGCUGGUAAAAUUAAACGGUUUUCGAUUCCUCGAGCAUGAAGCGGAGCUGGGGAAAUUUCUUAUGGAGAGAGCCAGGUUCAUAGAGGUUUUACUUCUUAUAACCCCACAGAACAGUCGUAUCAAAAUCAACAUUCCUGACGCCAUACAUUGCCAUUCUUUAUUCAUGCAUUGGAAAUCUCCAAGGACCAAAAUUGUUGUCUUAGAACAUCUCCAUGAUACCAACUGGAUUUGUCCCAGUCAACCGAAGAUCUGGUAUGAUAACCUCAAUCUAGUUUAAGCUUAAAAGCUAACUAUCGCUAUUCGGAAGAUAAAUAUGCUUGGUGAGAACUGAUUCCGAGCUGGUGUAACAGGGAUUUAUUUUGAAUAUAGGAAAUGUAAAAGUUUCUAAAGCAUUCCCUCAGCCUUAAUUAUAAAUCCCCUGCGUGGGAGAAAUAUAAAACUGUAGAACUCAGUGAGUAAUUGUGUUUGGUUUAGAAGGGAUUGCCUUUCUAUGUUUCCUACAUUUUAAUUGUACCUUUUUUGUUACAUUGGAGUUAUAUAUAUCUCCCUAUGUUAUUGAGUUUUAUAUAUCAUUGUGUUUCUCAUAUUGGUUAAUUACAUACAUUAGUUAUUGAUCAUUGUGUACGUUGCUAAUACUUGCUUGUUGAUAUCCUACCCUCUAGUAGGGCAUCUAGUAAAGUUAAUAUUGUAACAUGCAAUCUUUGAUAAUUUUUGUCACUGAGAGAUGCUAAGCAAGAGAGUGUGUGUGUAUAAAAUUUGUUAUUAGUA